This is a messenger RNA of Elgaria multicarinata webbii, 799 nucleotides long. It is a transcript of the gene ACER1, whose product is annotated as alkaline ceramidase 1. Gene Ontology annotation, cellular component: membrane; endoplasmic reticulum. The transcript is spliced from 6 exons. Gene Ontology annotation, biological process: ceramide catabolic process; sphingosine biosynthetic process. The record is from RefSeq and is a predicted model, not a curated record. Lineage: Eukaryota; Metazoa; Chordata; Lepidosauria; Squamata; Anguidae. The coding region runs from base 8 to 799 and encodes 263 amino acids.
UGUCAAGAUGCCGAGCAUAUUUGCGUACCAGAGUGCCGAGGUCGACUGGUGCGAAAAGAACUUUGAGAAAUCGGAGUACAUCGCAGAAUACUACAACACGUUCAGCAGUAUAUCUUUUUUCAUCAUGGCACCUCUAACUUUCUGGAUCAACAUCGAUUAUGACAAGUACCGUCCCUUCGCACUCCGAACAAACAUCCUUCUACAGAUUUUGAUCGGCAUCUUCUCCAUUUAUUUCCACCUGACGCUCAGCUAUGCAGGGCAGAUGCUGGAUGAACUCUCCAUCCUGUGGACGUUGAGCAUCAGCUACGGCUUUUGGUUUCCUGUGCAUCAUUUCCCGCGAUUCAUCAAAAACAGGGAACAGUUCCUGUGGAUGGUGGGCUUUGUGACCGUCGUGAGCACCCUCAUGUCUUUUGUGAAACCGGUCCUCAACGCCUACGUGCUCAACUGUAUCACCUUACACAUCUUCUACACAAUGUUCAAGGAACAACAAAAGAAUAAGAAUCCCCGGGUGUGCAUUGUGGCUAAGAGGCUGGUCGUGUGGUGGCUCGUCGCCAUCAGCUUUUGGCUCAUUGACAAAUUUUUAUGCAACCUCUGUCUGAAGUUCAACUUUUACUACUUUCACAGCUUGUGGCACAUUUUGAUGAGCGUGGCUGUCUGCUACUGCCUGGUGCUGAUCUUGUACUACGAUGUGCUGUCUGAUGUGCCAAGCUAUGAACCCGAACUCCAGUAUUGGCCCAGUGAUACCAGCUUCUUCACCCUGCCGUGCGUCAAGAUCCGGAAUUCACAAAAGUUGUGCUAA